AUGGGGCUACAGACUGCUGAAACUACGUUGGGCAAUGCUUCCCUGAUCGACUAUCUCACAUCCUCACUGACGGACUACCAAUGCGAAACCGGUGGCCAAGAAGAGGCGCCCUACCUAGUACAGGUGAUGAGGCUGAUUCUCAUCCCAGUCUGGUCCGGCAUUUGUGCCUUCGGUGUGCUCGGCAACUGUUUCACAGUGGUGGUGCUUCGGGCUAGGCACCUUCGACAAUCGAGCACCUCUCUCUACUUAACCGCACUGGCCUUUGUAGAUUUGGCCUAUUUGUGCUUUAGUCUGUUCGCUAGCCUUGGCAGCUUGGCUUUUUGGUUUCCGUCAGAACUGCGUCGGCAACAUGCCGUCUUCUGUCUGCUGCAAACCUUUCUCAGCUACACACUUGCUUUUCUGAGCGUCUGGCUACUCGUCUUGGUCACCGUUGAUCGGGCGUUUUGGGUGUUAAUGCCCUUCAUGGCAUAUCGUAUCUGCACUCGUUGGCAUGCCAGAGUUGCCAUAAUCUGUUUAUCUCUCGGACUUGUCGGACUAGACCUUCAUCUCUUCUGGACAAUGUCAUUUCAAGUCGUCCUCAAGCCAACUGGCAACCAAACCGAUCUGAUGAGUAAUGUUGGCCGAGCGCAUUGUAAGUGUGUAGUCGUUAGUCGGUUCACGAGUGAAGUAUUUCCAUACAUAGAUCUUCUCUUGAUUGCCAUUCUACCAUGCAUCACUAUGACUACGGCUAAUAUUCUAAUUGGUCUGAAGCUGCGUCGGCAGGCGCAUUUUCGUGGAAAGACGCAAGCAGGAGGUGAACGUCUGCUCGAAAAGAUGUCAUUAGGUUCGUCUACGCAUGCCCAGAAUUGGCUGGAACCGACUGGGCCAAGUAGUAACGGGCCUAGGGGCGAGAAGUCGGCAUGGCUGACCAAGAUGCUCAUCUCAACCAACGUGUUUUUCAUGGUUUCUGUCAGUCCACUUUUAGUCUAUGACAUUCUCUACAUCACAGAAGAUUUGGUUCGCUGGGUGGAGCGCGAUGAAGCCUACUGGGGUCCAGUCAUGUUCGGCCUCGAAAAGUUGGUUUACACUCUGUGGUAUACCAACUUCGCCAUUCACUUCCUUCUCUAUUGCCUUAGUGGCGCCAAGUUUCGUGAUGAAGUAUUGCGUCUACUACGAUCUGGAUGGACUCAACUCACUUUUGUCUGCUGUGGACAACUGUCAGAUAAACAAAAUAAUGUACGUACUCAUGUAGCAACCGUCGGAAAUAUUGAAACAUUAAAUCCUGAAGAGACGGGGCAAGAGAAGCACGCAAGCCAAAGAUUUCAAUUACGCAGCUUCUAUCGAGAUAACUUUAAGCGUACAAAACCAAAGAAGUGA
This is a messenger RNA of Protopolystoma xenopodis, 1356 nucleotides long. The record is from the annotation of a GenBank genome assembly. NCBI's taxonomy places the organism in Eukaryota, Metazoa, Platyhelminthes, Monogenea, Polystomatidea, Polystomatidae.